This is a messenger RNA of Triticum dicoccoides, 3180 nucleotides long. RefSeq lists its product as uncharacterized. The record is from RefSeq and is a predicted model, not a curated record. Lineage: Eukaryota; Viridiplantae; Streptophyta; Magnoliopsida; Poales; Poaceae. The coding region runs from base 751 to 3180 and encodes 809 amino acids. Gene Ontology annotation, molecular function: zinc ion binding; nucleic acid binding. The transcript is spliced from 6 exons.
CACGAGAGCAGACACAACUCGUUUCCGUGUCUGGUGCUGAGCGUUCGGUCCGGCGCAGCCAGCUCGGACGUCAGUUUCGUUUUUGAUAUGGACUCUUUUUAGGUGUUGCCUAGUUCUAUAAAUAGAGGGGUCCAGGCCACGGUUUAGGUGGAGAAAACGUGAGGGAACUCAGAGUUUUAACCUAGAGCUAUUCUUGGAGAGUUCUUGGAUGCACGUUUGCAUCUUCUGUAAUCGAUCGACAUCGUUGCAAUAAAGUGAUCUUUGGCGGUGUCAUCUCUGGGCUUCUCUAAUCUCGGUGAAAUUUUCGUGUUAGAUUUCUCUAAUACUUUGCUGCAGGGUUUUUUUUCACGAGAUCGAGGGAAGUUUGUGGUGCGAUUAAUCUAUCUUUCUUGCUAAUUCUCGAAAUUAGAUCUAGAUUGAUUUUCGCAGUCUUCUGUCAGCUGUUACUGUCCUGAUCAUAACUUUUGAUUGGUAACUCCGAUUAAGCUGAUUCUUGUUGCGUUGAUUAGAUAAUUUCCGUAGCUUUAAUUGGAGUAUUCAUACGCAAUUUUUGGUUCAGCAGAUCUUGAUAUACAACUGUUUUACCAUCACGAACAGAUUAGAGUUUCAGGGUUUGAAAUUUGGGAAAAGUUGUAAUUUGCUUCCGCGCAAUCAUUCACCCCCCCUCUGAUUGCCUAUCUCGAUCCCUCAAUUGGUACCAGAGCAAGGUUUUUCUAAUUUAUCUUAACCGGUUGAUUAGAAUUGCUAGACAUGGAUAGGUAUUCUACCAAACCCUGUAUUUUCGAUGGUGUUGAUUUUCAGUUCUGGAAGGCGAAGAUGAAGGCAUACAUCAUGGCGCAAAGUUACGCCAUCUGGGAGAAAGUCGCCAAGCCCUACGUGCUUCCCGCAGACGAUGCAAUCACGCCAGCAAACUUGGUUCAUGUGGAGAACAACUACAAGGCGAGGAACUUCAUCAUCCAAGGUCUACAACGGAGUGACUUCGACCGUGUCUCUCACCUUGCAUCCGCUCAUGAGGUAUGGAACGCACUUUGUAGCUAUCAUGAAGGAUCAAACUCAGUUAAGGAAGUGCGUCAGGACAUGUAUAAAAAGGAGUACAUGAGGUUUGAGAUGAAAACAGGUGAAUCUUUGGAUGAAUUUUUUGCUCGCUUUAAUAAGAUUCUCAGCAAUCUACGUGCAUUAGGUGUUACCUAUACUGAUGCUGAGACUUCUAGGCAGCUUUUGAGUGCUUUAGAUAUGUCCAUCUGGGAGAUGAAAGUUACAUCUAUUAGAGAGUCUACUGUCAUGAGCACACUUACACUUGAUAUCUUAUAUUCAAAACUGAAAACUCAUGAAUUAGACAUUCUUGCUAGGAGAACUGGUUCUAAAUCAAUUGCUCUUGUUACUAACCCUAGCAACUCUAAUGAUGGUAUUUAUUCGCAUUGCUAUGCACUGUCUUCUUUGUCUCAACUAACCGAUGAACAGCUAGAGCAAUGUCCAGAAGAAGAGUUGGCACUCCUCACUUCUCGUUUUUCACGUGCCCUACAAAAUGUUCGCUCGAGGAAGAGAGGUGGGAACAACAUUCCAAGGUGUUUUGAAUGUGGUGAUCCCAACCACUUUCGCCAAAGCUGCCCCAAGUUUUUAUCCAAGAUGGCGAAAGAAGGGGAUAGGGAUAAUUCUGUCAAGGAGGACAAGAAGAAUAAGCGCACUUUCAACAUUAAGAAUAAGAAGAGGGGUGACUUUGCUCGAGCGGUGGCUCACAGUAUUUUCUCGGUCAUCAAUGAAUAUGGUGAACCAUGCUUGAGUGAUGUGGACAUCGAAUCCGAUGAAGAUGAUGCAACCAAAGCCAAGCGCGACAUUAGUGGGAUGUGUCUUAUGGCUGGUAGCAAAAGUGCUACCUCCUGCGACGACUACGACAGCGACAACAACAAUGAGGCACUUCGCGCGAGGAAGGAGAACAUAUGGCUAGUGGACUCCGGUUGUUCUCGUCACAUGACCGGUGAUAAAAAAUGGUUCUCCUCCCUCACACGUGCAUCUCGGGCUGAGAGUGUAACUUUUGGAGAUGCUUCUACUUCUACUGUUGUAGCGAAAGGUACAAUAAAGAAAAAUGCUUGCAAAGUUUUAGAUGCUUCAGGUGAUCUUGUCUUUGAGAUAUCACGCUUUGGGAGAGUUUUUAAGGCUGAUUUUCAUGCUUCUUCAAAUGUUAAGUUUAGGAACAUAUGUCAGGGGGAGGAAAUCUUUGUAGAUGAUGAAGAUGACGAGGAGGAUGGCGUGCCCCCUGCUGUCCAUGCGCAAACUCCAGCUGUUCCUACACCUACAACUACUACUGCUACAGCUGGACAUCCUCAAGAGACUACUUCAACUACAAAUGUUGGGGAUGAGCAUGCUGCUGAGUCAAAUAUUUCAGCACCCCGACAUAUUCAGAAAAGCCACCCUCCUGAGCAGAUUAUUGGAAGCAUGGAUGAGAGAGUCACACGGUCAAGGUUUAUCGAUUCUGACUAUCAUACUCAUUCAGCAUUUGUUGCUUCUUUUGAGCCCAAAGAUAUAUCUCAUGCAUUAACUGAUGAAUCAUGGAUCAAUGCCAUGCAUGAGGAAUUAGAAAAUUUUGAGCGUAACAAAGUUUGGACUCUUGUUUCACCUCCUUCUGGUCAUACUCUUAUUGGAACUCGUUGGGUUUUCAAAAACAAACAAAGUGAGGAUGGUGUUAUUGUUCGCAACAAGGCUGGGUUGGUUGCUCAGGGUUUUACUCAAGUUGAAGGUCUUGAUUUUGAUGAAACUUUUGCUCCUGUUGCUAGAUUGGAAGCUAUAAGAAUUUUAUUGACUUUUGCUGCAUCUAAAGGUUUUAAGCUUUAUCAAAUGGAUGUUAAAAGUGCUUUUUUUAAUGGCUUUAUUGAUGAGGAGGUUUAUGUUAAGCAACCACCUGGUUUCGAGAAUCCAAAGUUUCCCAACCAUGUUUAUAAACUUUCAAAAGCUUUGUAUGGUUUAAAACAAGCCCCACGUUCAUGGUGUUGCCAAAGCUGGAGGAACGUGGUCGAUGACAGGAUCGAGGGACGAAGCUUGGGAGAAGCUGAGGUCUGGGGAUCAUGGUCAUGCGGGGCGUUCGUGCGAAGGAACAAUGGAAGUGAAGGCUACGAUGAUCCGGGAGGGCACCGUAUUCUUACUGCUAUUAAAUUGUUUUUCUAUGCACGUGAUUCUCAUGUCUGA